Molecule: messenger RNA, 978 nt
Organism: Eruca vesicaria subsp. sativa (arugula)
Lineage: Eukaryota; Viridiplantae; Streptophyta; Magnoliopsida; Brassicales; Brassicaceae
Source: the annotation of a GenBank genome assembly
AUGGCGAUAAAAGAUAGGUCAUUGGAAGAGACACCAACAUGGGCUCUUGCUGCUGUUUGCUUCGUUAUUCUUUUCAUCUCUAUCAUGAUCGAAUAUUUCUUGCACUUUAUUGGUCAUUGGUUUAAAAGGAAGAACAAGAAGGCUUUAUAUGAAGCUCUUGAAAAGGUUAAAGCAGGCAAGUUUACUAAAUUGAUGCUACUGGGAUUCAUAUCUCUUCUACUUGUUGUAUUGCAAACACCAGUCUCCCAAAUUUGCAUUCCAGAAAGAAUUGCUGCGACUUGGCAUCCUUGUAGUAGCCACCAAGAGAGCACUAAAUAUGGUAAAGAUUAUAUCGAUGAUGGUCGCAAAAUUCUUGAAGACUAUGACUCGAACGACAUUUAUAGUCCUCGUCGAAGUUUAGCGACCAAGGGUUAUGACAAAUGCGCAGAAAAGGGGAAAGUAGCAUUAGUAUCUGCAUAUGGUAUCCACCAAUUGCAUAUAUUCAUCUUCGUGCUCGCUGUAUUUCAUAUUCUCUACUGCAUUAUAACCUAUGCUUUGGGGAAAACCAAGAUGAAGAAAUGGAAAUCGUGGGAGAGAGAGACCAAAACAAUUGAGUACCAAUAUGCCAAUGAUCCAGAGAGGUUCAGAUUUGCAAGAGAUACAUCGUUUGGACGUAGACAUUUGAAUAUAUGGAGCAAGUCUUCCUUUACCCUCUGGAUUGCGCAUAUGCCAGCAGGAAGUGAAGCUCGUUUCGAUUUUCAAAAGUACAUUCAAAGAUCUCUGGAAGAAGAUUUCAAGGCUGUUGUCGGUAUAAGGAUGGGAAUCAUAUUUUUGGCUGCCUUUCCUCCCUUUGCUUGUAGUUUUAUGUAUUUUCCUUACAGAAUGCUUUUCAACUGGCUUUUUUCGUUUGGAGCACUGGUAUUGAUACAAGUUAUAUGCAGCUACAUCACUCUGCCUCUCUAUGCUCUUGUGACUCAGCAUCAAAGGGCAAUGCACUAG